CACCCAUCCAUCCUCACCUUAUCCAAUUCGUCUCCCCUCUUCGCCCUUCCGUUCCUGUUCCUGUAGCUCGAUCUAUUUCAAUCGCCACUCUACUCUACUCUCCAAAGAAACCAACUCGACACCAAUCCGAAGACCCAUCUCCCUCGCAGUCUGACCUUCUAGCUAGGAUUCUGGCGAAGAUCUAAGAAGAUGACCAGAUCCCAACCCAACAUCAUCAUCACGGGGACGCCCGGCGUGGGCAAGACAACACACUGCGAGACGUUGGCGGAGAACACGGGACUGAAGCAUUUGAGUGUCAAUGACGUGGUGAAGGAACGCGCGUGUCAUGAUGGGUUUGAUGAGGAAUACGGGAGUUGGAUUGUUGAUGAGGAUAAGGUGGGUUUUUUUUUGUUUGGUUUUCUUUUCUUUCUUGGGGGGGUUUUGGGGGACUGGGGUUUGGAGAAUGGGGGGGGAGAUGAUGGAGGGGGGUUGAAAGGAUAAUGGGGAUAUGGAAGAGGUCGGAGGAGAAAGAGAGAGAGGCUAAUAUGGUGACUAGUUACUUGAUGCGAUUGAAGAUGAGGUUAAACAGGGAGGGUAUAUUAUCGAUUGGCAUGCUUGCGAUUUAUUCCCCAAGAGCUGGGUUGAUCUUGUGGUUGUGCUGAGGGUUGAUUCUACGAUGUUGUAUGAUCGGUUGAAGGCUAGGUAUUUGUCCCCCUUCCGUAGCUCUUUCCCUUUGCCAUCAACCCUUACCUUUCUUUCACCCCCUUGACGAACCAUAUCUUUUCUGCUGGGUCAAUCUCCAUGCUAAUAAUAUGGAUCGACGUAGAAACUACCCCGAAAACAAACUCCAAGAAAACCUCGACUCGGAAAUCAUGCAGGUCCUCCUACAAGAAGCAAGGGAUUCAUAUGAUGAGGAGGUUGUGGUGGAGUUGUAUAGCAAUACGACUGAGGAGAUGGAGAGUAAUGUUGAGAGGGUGGAGGGGUGGGUUAAGGCUUGGAGGGAGAAUAAUGAGAGGAAAGACAAAUCAUAA
This is a messenger RNA of Hymenoscyphus albidus, 1010 nucleotides long. The record is from the annotation of a GenBank genome assembly. NCBI's taxonomy places the organism in Eukaryota, Fungi, Ascomycota, Leotiomycetes, Helotiales, Helotiaceae.